CUCAUCUGUUGGGAAGUCGGGAAGGUAAACUAAGAAGCGGAGCCAAGUAUCAACCGAGAUACUUUUCUAUUUAGCCCCCUUGCAAGUCAACUGUCCAUAUGAGACAGGGACCGCAACUUGUUGAAAGUCGUUCAUUGUACUAUUGUUUAUCUUCUCCGUAGCUAAUGGUAACUCGGUUAUAUUUUAGGGACACCAUUUGGUCUCGCUGCACCACAGAAAUAUAAUUGGGUUGCUGCUGGCAGGCUUUCUUUCACAAUUAGCGUAACGUUUUCCUCGGCUACUGUUAGCCCGCUAGCUGCCGAGAAGAGAGGAGGACAAGAAAAUGGAGUUGGACGAUGGAGUUCUUUACCAGGACGACUCUGGCAGUUCGGCGAUGAUGUCUGAACGGGUUUCGGGUCUGGCGAGCUCAAUUUACCGAGAGUUUGAACGGUUGAUCUGUCAGUACGACGAGGACGUUGUGAAAGAACUAAUGCCGCUCGUCGUCGCAGUGUUGGAGAACUUGGACGCGGUAUUCGCGGACAACCAGGAGCACGAAGUUGAGUUGGAGCUUCUGAAAGAAGACAACGAACAACUUGUUACCCAGUAUGAACGUGAGAAAUCGCUCAGAAAAUCUACAGAAGAGCGGUACAUGGUGUUUGAGGACAGUCAGGACAUGGAGAAGAAGGACCUUCAGGGUCGACUGGUGAUGCUGGAGUCUCACACACGUCAAAUGGAGCUCAAGACCAGGAACUACUCGGACCAGAUCGGUAGAAUGGAGGAACGAGAAGCAGAGCUGAAGAAGGAGUACAAUGCCCUCCACCAGAGGCACACAGAGAUGAUCCACAGUUACAUGGAGCACUUGGAACGUACCAAACACCAGCAGGAGACACCCUCGGACACAAGCAGAGCAAGGAAGGAACGUCCCAUCUCCAUGGGGUUAUUCCAGUUACCAGGAAGUGAUUUGACCCCUGACCCACAGAGGGAAACCGUGGAAACGCCAUCUGAACCCUGGAGAUAUAACGACCUGAGCCACCCUCACUCCAACAUCAGCCUUAAGUUGGGGGCGCCAGACUCCCCAAGCAGAUGGCAGAGGCGUUCGGCCAAUCAGCAGGCUAAACAGAACCAGGAUGAGAUGUCAAAUGCUAACCGUGGAGGCUCCAAGUCCAACCCACCUAUGUCUCCUAAAGGGGGCUCCAAGUUGGGGAACCCCAUGUCCAGCCAAGGAGCAGGCUCCAAAAUGUCCUCGCAGCAAGGUAGCUCUAAAUCGGCCACCCUGAUGUCUUCUCAAGAAGAGUCCAAAUUCAGUACCCCUAUUUCAUCUCAAGGGGUGGACUCAAAGUCUGUUACCCCAAUGUCCACGCAAAGCGGCGGCUCCAAAUCUGACUCCCCAAUGUCCAGUCAAGGGGGCGGGUCUAUGUCGGCCACUCCCAUGUCUACUUCUGCGUCUGAUGUUGCCAUGGCAUCUGUGGGCACACCCCACCAGGAAGAGUUAGAGGAACUGAGCGAGGGUCUAAACAGGAACCUGGACAGAAGCGACAGGAAGCCCGAGAACAUCAGCAGUAAGAACACCACAGUACAGGAGGCACAGGACUCCGAGCUGAGAGGAGCAGGAGUCAGAGGAGGGUCAGGACCUCUCACAGACGCAGCAGAUGAUAACACUGAGUCAUCAGAGGUGCAGUCCAUCAUAGAGUCCACUCCUGAACUGGACAUGGACCUCAGUGGCUACAAAGAUGCCAGUACUCCUUCUAAAGGAGUAGGUAUAGAAAACAUGGCGUUCGACAGGAACACAGAGUCUUUGUUUGCGGAGCUGUCCUCGGCAGGACCCGACAUGGAAGUAGACAUAGCAGACAUGGACGAGGGGGCCGACCUGCUCGGUAUGGGUCGUGAAGUGGAGCACCUCAUCCAUGAGAACACUCAGCUGCUGGAGACCAAAAAUGCGUUGAAUGUGGUGAAGAAUGACCUGAUAGCGCGUGUAGAUGAGCUGUCGUGUGAGAAGGAGGUGUUGCAGGGAGAGCUGGAGGCUGUGACUCAGGCCAAGACUAGACUGGAGGAGAAGAACAAGGAGCUAGAGGAGGAACUCAGGAGGGUUCGGGUGGCAGAGGAAGACAAAGUGAAGACCAAGAGUGAGGAAGAUGCGGAUGUUCCCACGGCUCAGAGGAAGAGGUUCACCAGGGUAGAGAUGGCCAGAGUCCUCAUGGAGAGGAACCAGUACAAGGAGAGACUGAUGGAGCUACAGGAAGCUGUACGAUGGACAGAGAUGAUACGAGCAUCUAGAGAGAACCCUGCCGCCGCAGACAAGAAGAAAUCAAGCAUCUGGCAGUUUUUCAGCCGGUUGUUCAGUUCAAGUGGUGGAGCAGCUAAGAAGCCGGCGGAGGCGGCUCCAGUCAAUGUAAAGUACAACGCCCCCUCGUCCCAGGUCCAGCCCUCCGUGAAGAAGAGGAGCGCAGCGCUGCAACAGCUACCCAGUGACAAGAGCAAGGCCUUCGACUUCCUCAAUGAGGAGUCUGAGGCAGGCAACAUGGUGUCUCGUAGGGAGCAGAAGAGAGCCCAGUACAGACAGGUGAAAGCCCAUGUUGAGAAGGAAGAGGACGGCCGGGUACAAGCCUAUGGGUGGAGCCUGCCACAGAAAUUCAAGGUGGCCAACGGUGGUCAGACGUCCGAGAACAAGAUGAAGAAUCUACCUGUACCGGUCUACCUCCGACCACUGGAUGAGAAAGAUGCUACCAUGAAGCUGUGGUGUGCUGUAGGUGUGAACCUGUCAGGGGGUAAGACUCGUGACGGGGGGUCAAUAGUAGGAGCCAGUGUGUUCUACAGUGACCUGACCAGCUCUGGUCCUGAGAGCCGUUGCAGGAAGACAGGAUCACAGAGCAGUCUGGACAAACUGGACCAGGACCUGAAGGAGCAGGAGAAGGAGCUGCAUCACCAGGAGGAGCUGUCCUCUCUGGUCUGGAUCUGUACCAGUACUCAGGCCACCACGAAGGUCAUCGUCAUCGACGCCAACCAGCCUGGGAACGCCCUGGAGAACUUCUUAGUCUGUAACUCCCACGUCCUCUGCAUGGCCAGCGUGCCAGGUGCCAGAGAGACUGACUACCCGGCAGGGGAGGAGUUACCCCAUAACCCGGAGGCGGGGUCAGGUGCUGAGGGCGGGACUCUCGAAGCCAGCAUAACCAGUAGUGGCUCAGGGGGCGAAGCUGGAGUGCUGGCAGGGAUCAAUGUGGUUGGCUGCUCUACUGAGGGGGCGGUGGCUACCCCCCAGACAGCAAGCCCAGAGAAUGAGACCGACACAGACUUCAAGGCUGCAGAGGAGGCUACUGAAGCUACAGAGGCCAGUGCAGGUCCCGCAGGUCCGGAGCAUGACUUAAGUCAGAGGGGAGUCUACACUGAACAUGUCUUCACUGACCCUCUGGGUGUUCAGAGUACUAUCCCUGGGAAGUCGCCAGCCAACUACACACAGAGGGAGUCUGAUCUGGUAAAGGAUGGUGUGAGCUCCAACCCUAACCCAGAGGAACAGGACCUGAUGAGAGAAGAAGCCCAGAAGAUGAGCAGUGUUUUACCCACCAUGUGGCUGGGGGCACAGAACGGAUGUGUGUACGUGCACUCGUCAGUGGCCCAGUGGAGGAAGUGUCUCCACUCUAUAAAGCUGAAGGACUCUGUCCUGGGCAUCGUCCAUGUGAAGGGGAGAGUGUUGGUGUCUCUGGCUGAUGGAACACUGGCCAUCUUCCACAGAGGAGUGGAUGGUCAGUGGGAUCUGACCAACUAUCACCUGUUAGACCUGGGCAGACCCCACCACUCUAUCCGCUGUAUGACCGUGGUUCACGACAAGGUCUGGUGUGGCUUCAGGAACAAGAUCUACGUUGUCCAGCCCAAAGCGAUGAAGAUAGAGAAGUCAUUUGAUGCCCACCCCCGUAAGGAGAGCCAGGUGAGACAGCUGGCGUGGGAUGGAGAUGGUAUCUGGGUGUCGAUCCGACUGGACUCUACUCUGCGACUGUUCCACGCCCACACACACCAACACUUGCAGGAUGUCGACAUAGAACCCUACGUCAGCAAGAUGCUCGGUACGGGGAAGCUGGGCUUCUCGUUUGUCAGGAUCACAGCUCUCAUGGUGUCCUGUAACCGUCUCUGGGUCGGCACUGGCAAUGGAGUCAUCAUCUCUAUACCUCUCACUGACACCAAUAAGGUGACGGAGGGGCCAGGUAAACCUGGUGGAACAAUCCGUGUGUAUGGUGAUGAGAACAGUGACAAGGUGACAGCUGGAACCUCUGUACCCUUCUGCUCCAUGGCUCACGCUCAGCUCUGUUUCCAUGGUCACCGAGAUGCUGUGAAGUUCUUCACGGCUGUCCCAGGUCAGGUGAUCCCGUCAGGUGCUGGCGGAGCAGCAGAAGUGGGGAGUGACAAGUUGGUAGAGGAGCACCCUCAACAACAGCAGGAAAGGUCUGUUCUAGUGUUGAGUGGUGGAGAGGGAUACAUUGACUUCAGGAUGGGUGACGAGGCUGGGGAAACUGAGGAGCCACUGGAUGAGCACACUCUGAAGCUGCAGCCUUUCCUGGCUAAAGCUGAGAGGAGUCACCUGAUCAUCUGGCAGGUCAUGGGCAGUCAGGCCUGAAUUUUUAACCCUUGAUCUCUAACCCUGCCACAGAGAUGAAGAAUGGGAGGAGCCUGCUCGAAGCAGGAACAAAGCUGGCCAAUCAGAUUCACUCCUCUGCAUGUUUCUUUUUGUUUUACGGUUAUUUUUUAUUUAAUUUUUAAUUUUACUGAUUGUAUUGAAUUUUAAAUUUGAUACAAUCCUGUUGCUCUUCUAUUAUUAUUAUUAUUAUUUUUAUUAUUAUUGAAAACUAAAUCAUUUCUGUUUAUUUAAUUUUCUUAGGUCAUGUUUUACACUUGGUUUUAUAUUGUAUGCCUAGUGUCCAACCAACCCCUUUGUCCAAAUACUGCGUGGUGAUUGGUGGGAAUCAAUGUAGGUUCAAGUUCAGUCUUUGGCCACACCCCUGUCCUCAUCUUUGCUUCCUUUCAGUAAAGGACCGAUGGAACAGAGGAGACAAUACUUUAUGAAACUGUACGAGACACCUGUACACAAGAGAAUAAUAAUGUCGGUGUUUGAACUGCAAAACCAAAUCAACUGCAUGAUGUCCAAUAAGAAAGCAAGUAUUACAGGACAAUCCAGCGAUGGAGCCAAUCGUGUGUGUCCUAAAUGAUACAGGUGUGCUCUUCUUGCAUGAUCAUUUUUAUUUUAUUUCGUGAGAACAUGGAUGUUGAUUUUACACAAUACAGUUUAAUCAAUUGUCAGUUUUAUGGACAGGAUCAGUGUUGUUCUCCAUGAUUAUGGUCUAUGGAAAACCUGAUAGAUCGCAGAUCAAUCAUGUCUGCAGCUGCAGUGUCAGAGAAUCACCCUAUUCCAAUACCUAAAAAUGCAUCCUCCCUUCCUAGGGGUAAUUACAACUGGGUUGGAUUGAUGAUUGAGACAGAUUAGUAGUUCAUUACCUCACGGAAGGUAGGUAGGAAGGCAGGGUUGCACUUUAAGUGUGUUGGAACAGGGUCUCUGAAUUUAGUUUCUGGGCCGCUGCUCUCCCAUCCUGCUCUCCCAUCUUCCUUCCCAUCAGCUAGAGCUUGCAGACAUUUUACAAAAAUCAACUGUUGCCUUAGGUUUGAAAGUUUUUUUUAAAAGCAGAAAAAGGAAAUGUUUAACUGCAUUAUGGACUUUUGAAGUGUGACAGAGUAUGUAUCCCUAUGUGAAAGAAUGAUACCAAAGGAAAAAUAAUUUCAGUUGAUCAGAAUAAAGUAAAUGUACAGUGUUGUAGCAGUAUUUUCAACCCGUCUCUCUGUAGAUACAAUAACAUUUUGACAGACCGUCCUUUGUUAUAAGGUUCAUGGUGUAUGGAUAGAUAUAUUUUUAAGCCAUCUCUGCAAAUGCAGAGAUGUGAUUGUGUAUAAUAGCUGGUUUCUCUGCACCUGGAAUCUUUUGUAUGCUGAGAGUAGAUGUUACCCAUAGGCACAGAUCUAGGAUCAAUUUACACUCCGCAAAUCCCAACGUGAACAAUUAGGGGAGGAACAACUCAACACUGACAUUAGAUAAGCGUCUCGGGCAACGUCUUCCUUUUACCUUUUGUACACUAGGGGACAGAGUGACUGAUCUCUGACCAAACAGGAUCCCUCCUGAUAGGUUGAUAUGAUACUGAAGCGUUCAGAGACUAUUUGAAGCCUAUUUUUAUUAUUGACUUUUUGUAUGUUUGUCUUUUCGACCCUAAUCUGUGGUUGCGUCUAGAUGCGGAGUAAAGUGUCAUUUGACACACACUGCCGGAGUCUGGUCUGUGUACCAGCAGAUUGUGCUGGUGAGUGUUACUACGGUGUCUGUCAUGAGGAGUGAACGAGGGCGUGUGUUUUGCCUUUGCUGAUCUGUGUGUGUGUGUGUGUGUGUGUGUGUGUGUGUGUGUGUGUGUGUGUGUGUGUGUGUGUGUGUGUGUGUGUGUGUGUGUGCUCUCCAGGAGAAGAGACACUUCAUAUCGCAGUUUAGCCAUUUCAGUAUUUAUUUCUAUGAAAGAGUCUUUGCAGUACAGAAUGUAACUUUGUACCAUAUGAAAUAUGACUAUGAAUAUAAAUUGUAUAUGAAACAUUGAAAUGGCUUGGGUUUAUUGUUUUGACAAUGAUUGUAAUUGGAAUGGUUGGAUUAGAGAGAGAGACUACUGCGCUAUACAUUACCCUGCUUGUACAAAACAUUAAAAACACCUUCCUAAUAUUGGGUAGCACCCCCUUUUGCCCUCAGAAUAACCUCAAUUUGUCUGGGCAUGGAUUGUUCAAGGUAUCAAACGUUCCACAGGGAUACAUGUUGACUCCAAUGCAUCCCAACGUUGUCAAGUUUGCUGGAUGUUCUUUGGGUGGUGGUGGACCAAUCGUGAUACACACAGGAAACUGCUGAGCAUGAUAAACCAUUCUUACCCAUUUACCCUCUGAAUGCCACACAUACACAAGCCAUGUCUCAAUUGUCUUGAGGAUUAAAAAUUGUAUUUUAA
Molecule: messenger RNA, 6983 nt
Organism: Oncorhynchus gorbuscha (pink salmon)
Lineage: Eukaryota; Metazoa; Chordata; Actinopteri; Salmoniformes; Salmonidae
Product: C-Jun-amino-terminal kinase-interacting protein 4-like
Exons: 29
Coding region: 323-4582 (1419 amino acids)
Biological process (GO): vesicle-mediated transport
Cellular component (GO): cytoplasm
Molecular function (GO): kinesin binding; MAP kinase scaffold activity; JUN kinase binding
Source: RefSeq, a predicted model, not a curated record